UACCUCCCUAUAUAAAGGAGUACAUUUGCCACUAAUCUUGCCAAACCACACUUGAUUUUCCCAAAAUCAAGUACCAAAACAUGGGAAAUCAAAGAGGACCAAGGCAAUGGCCUUGGCUAGUGUACACCUUAAUGUUAUGCAUGCUAUCUACUUGUAAUGUUUUAGCCAUGGAACCUUACAUGUAUGUUUCUCCUCCACCGCCUCACCACGGCCACCAAGGCCACCUAUACGAACACCACGGCCACCAAGGUCAUGUAUACGAACACCACGGCCAUAUUAAGUCUCCUCCACCACAAUCUCCGUACUACUACAAAUCGCCACCACCUCCAAAACAAUCACCACCUCCUUACAUCUAUAUGUCCCCACCGCCACCUCCUCCUUAUGUCUAUAAAUCUCCACCACCACCGGUACACUCACCACCACCUCCUUAUAUUUAUAAAUCUCCACCACCACCCGUACACUCACCACCUCCACCUUACAUCUAUAAAUCUCCACCACCACCCGUACACUCACCACCUCCACCACCGCCCGUGCACUCACCACCACCUCCUUACAUCUAUAAAUCUCCACCACCACCCGUGCACUCACCACCACCUCCUUACAUCUAUAAAUCUCCACCGCCACCCGUACACUCACCACCUCCUCCUUAUAUUUAUAAAUCCCCAUCACCUCCUCCUUAUAUUUAUAAAUCUCCACCACCACCUGUACACUCACCACCGCCUCCUUACAUCUAUAAAUCCCCACCACCUCCCGUGCACUCACCACCACCUCCUUACAUCUAUAAAUCUCCACCACCUCCCGUGCACUCACCACCACCUCCUUACAUCUAUAAAUCUCCACCACCACCCGUGCACUCACCACCACCUCCUUACAUCUAUAAAUCUCCACCACCACCUGUACACUCACCACCUCCACCUUACAUUUAUAAUUCUCCUCCACCACCUGUACAUUCACCACCACCCCCCUAUAUCUACAAGUCUCCUCCACCACCUCCUCCAAAGAAGUCUCAUUCACCGCCACCAUACAUUUACAAGUCUCCUCCACCACCAGUACAUUCACCACCACCUCCGUACAUCUACAAGUCUCCCCCUCCACCGGUACACUCACCACCAUCUCCAUACAUCUACAAGUCACCCCCACCUCCGGUACACUCACCACCACCUCCAUACAUCUACAAAUCACCCCCACCACCGGUACACUCACCACCACCACCAUACAUUUACAAGUCACCACCACCACCGGUACACUCACCACCACCUCCGUACAUCUACAAGUCUCCCCCACCUCCAAUGAAAUCUCCUCCACCACCAUACGUUUACGCGUCACCACCUCCACCAGCGCACAAACCACCCACCCCAUACUAUUACAACUCUCCACCACCUCCUUACUAUUAGUAACGUGUUGAUCAAAAGUGCUCAAUUUCAGUAGAUACAUAUAUACACAUUAGAGAAGAAUAUUGUAAUGUGUAGAGUUGCCACGACAAUAAGUGUUCAUUUUGGCCAGCCAUCAUGUUAUAGAGAUCAAUUGAAUAAUUGUUUUUGUUCAUGUGAAAAUGUAAUAUAUUUUUAUUAUCAUUGGAAAAGGUUCCUAAAUUUAGUAUCAA
Spinacia oleracea (spinach) is the source of this 1603-nucleotide messenger RNA. RefSeq names its product extensin-2-like. The transcript has a single exon. NCBI's taxonomy places the organism in Eukaryota, Viridiplantae, Streptophyta, Magnoliopsida, Caryophyllales, Amaranthaceae. The record is from RefSeq and is a predicted model, not a curated record. Gene Ontology annotation, biological process: plant-type cell wall organization. Bases 81 to 1394 code for a protein of 437 amino acids. Gene Ontology annotation, molecular function: structural constituent of cell wall.